GCACCUUUUUUUUUCUAAGAGUGUCUGUGUUGACUGUUAAAGUUCGAUUAGAGCAACAGGCCAUCAGACACAUCCCUGUGAGGGAGAGAUAAAGGGUGUGUGUGUGUGUGUGUGUGUGUGUGUGUGUGUGUGUGUGUGUGUGUGUGAGCGUGUGUGCUCAGCAUUUUAGAUGUGUCGCUCUAACUCCAGGAAGGGGGCAGGACUGAUCAGUUCAUUGAGUCGUUUCAGCAACCCUGCACUCAUGUUGGCUCGUCACCCUCCGAACACAAACAUGGACGCUUUCACUUUCCUUCUUGGACUUCUCUGGAUCUCCCUUAUGUGUCCUGUUGACUUCGGUGUAGCAGGUGAGGGCUGUUCUGGGAAGGAGCCAGUGAUUGACCCUCCUGCUCUGGUGGUGAGAUACGGAAGUCCAGCUACAGCAACCUGCCGAGUUCAGUACAGUGCUCUCAUGAUGGGCUGGGAGACACCAGUGGGAGCAAAACAGGAAGAGGACGUACAGCAGCUGGUGUGGAGUGUGGACAGCGUCACUGACUGGUCACUGAAUGGAGACAUGUCAUGCUUCGCCGUCUCUGACUAUGGACAAUGUCAGACUUAUAUGCCCAUCACCAUAUACAAAUUGCCAGAGAAUGUAGUCCUUAGCGAUGCUGGUCCACUGGUGGAGGGGCAGCGGUACUCACUGCAGUGUGAGGUUCAGAGUGUGGCUCCAGUGAACAGACUCACCGUCAUCUGGUUCAGAGGGGGCGACGAGCUGCAACGUUCAGCACUCAUUCAGUUCCCUGUUGAGGGCGAUCAGUAUCAGGACGUCACUGAAAACAACUAUGGAAAUCACAGCUUCCAGAGAGGACCACAAUACCUCCUACAGCUGUGCUGCCCAACUGGAUAUGAACACAGCUGAGCCCAUUCCUGUCACCAGAUCUAAUAGUGUCCGACUGGAAGUAUUGUAUAAACUCGGCGUGCAAAGCAGCAUAACCAUCAGCGGUGGUGACAAACUGGGGUUGAGCUGCAUGGAUGAUGUCAACCCCGGCUCCUCCUUCCAGUGGAAGCACAACGGUGUGGAGUUACCGGGUAACAACAACGAAACGCUCCUGAUCAACUCUGUCACUGUUGAUGACGAGGGCGUUUAUGAGUGCAUCAUCAGGAACGACCAAGGAGUAGUGUCUGCAAAGAUGGACGUGAACGUGAACGUGAACGUGACAGUCCACACGACGUUCAAGCAAACCUGCACUGAGCACAUGGAGUCGUUCCCUCUCCUUCUGGGACUUGUAUGGAUAUCUCUGCUGUGUUCUGUGGACGUUCAUGUAUCAGGUCAGAACUGUACUGGGAGGAAGCCAAUCAUCGAACCUCCUGCUUUAGUGGUGAAGUAUGGAGGUCCAGCCACGGCAACCUGCCGCACUGAGUACAAGGCAGAUCUAAUUGGCUGGGAAGCACCCGUGGGAGCUACCAGCCAAGAGAACGCGCAGAGGCUGGUGUGGAAUGUGUCCAGCAUUACUGACUUAGAGGGUGGAAUAAUCUGCUACGCCAACUCUGAAUAUGGGCAGUGUUCGACUAAUCUACCCAUCACUAUUUACACUGGCAUCCAGAUAGGAGCCCUCAUUGGCAUAGUAGUGGUUGCCGUGCUGUUCCUGAUCCUGGCCAUGGUGAUUCUGAUUUGGCUGUUCAGCAGAAGAUAGGAGCGCCGCUGGUGGGAAUGAUCCGGUGGAAGCGCUUCAAGAAGUGACAAGAGAGUAUGGAAUCAAAAUCAGACUCAAAAGUUGUGUAUAAAAUAAAUAUGUGUACAGUAUAUCACAACUUCAGAUAGUAGAAAUUAUUUGUAAAAAAUGUUUUCAUGAAAAGGAUUUCUAUAAGCUAUCAUUAGUAUUACAAACAUGAACUGCACUUACACAUCUAAUUAUUCAAGUUGUGCAGUGUGCACACAUACAGCACUUUAGAGUGUGAUUCCAUAAUAGCCCCUCCAUGAGACAUAGACUCUUCUCCUGGCUUCAGCUGAGUUUAUCAAAGGUCCCAUAUCAGACCCAAGACCCACAGUGAUGACUGACCAUUACUGUACGCAGACACUACAUUUCUGUUAAUGUGCCUUAAUACAUCUGUGUUCAUGUUUGUUUAAUUUAUUGCAACCUAUUACUACUAUUGAAAUAUGUAUAGAGAGUGAACAGAAAUUUGUUUGUGUCAGAGGAUAUGUAAUUUAGUGAAUCUCUAUCUCUCUCUCUCUCUGUGUCUCUUUCUCUCUGCUGGCACAUCGGGGUCCUGUUUGUCCUGGCUGUCGGGACUUAUUUUCCCAAUAAUGACCGGCGUUCUAUUAUAGAAUCUAUUGGACUCUGCCAUCUGUUUUUGUGUGUUAUUGCCCUAUGUGAAAUAAACCUUUUCCACUUUUCAUCCCAA
This is a messenger RNA of Sardina pilchardus (European sardine), 2379 nucleotides long. Its product is annotated as irregular chiasm C-roughest protein-like. Gene Ontology annotation, biological process: cell adhesion. Bases 819 to 1670 code for a protein of 283 amino acids. Lineage: Eukaryota; Metazoa; Chordata; Actinopteri; Clupeiformes; Clupeidae. The record is from RefSeq and is a predicted model, not a curated record. The transcript is spliced from 7 exons. Gene Ontology annotation, molecular function: integrin binding.